AUGAUCCGCCGAAACAGAAAGCCCUCUUCAUGUGAGCCAUGUCGCAUCGCAAAGGUGCGGUGCGACCAUGCGGCCCCCAUUUGCCAACGAUGUCAGACCAGAGCAAUAGGCAAUCUUUGCUACUACCACCCGGCUCCCCUGACUCGAGUUCGAGACAAACAGGUCCGCGCUCGACGCGCACGCCAGCGCGGAAACCAACUUGGGAACCGGGACGAGACAAAAGAUGCAGAAUUGACAGAGCAUCACGGGAAAGGGCUGUCUCCCUCGUCCCUGAGCGCUACAGCAAGGACUCCUGGGUCAGACACCUCACAGUUUUUGGGCUCAACAAGCUAUUUGGCUGCAUUGAAGGAACACCCUCUGUCUGUUCUACCAUCUUCCCCGUCCAGUCGAUGCCUCCAGGACGAGUUCGAGCACUGGCGGACUGACCAUGCGUACACAUUCGCUCGACUCAUCCGCCUUGUAUCUGCGGCUGCAUUCCAUUAUGAACAAAUCGCCUGGUACUACGAGAGGGGCCGGUUUACCAUAAUCCCCGCACCUUUGAUAUUGGGUCCGCUGGCAGUCUUGAAAGAGUAUGUUCAGGUGGAGUCCUGGGACGGUAUCAGUAACUGGGAAUCCUUGCACAAAGCGAUCUCUGCUGCAAGUGCCAUUCCGCUCCUGGUCGACACCACUACGACUCUGGACGACUUCCGCAUGAUGGUCAGUGGGAAACGACUUCGGUGGGAGUUUGUGGGCUUGAUGCUUGCAUUGGCAGGCAUUAGUGUGCAAGGUCGUUACCCCAGCCACCACGUCCUUGAGCUGAGAAAUGGCGAGCAGAUGGAUGUGGAGACCUUCACCAAGGACAUGGUGCUUGCAUGUAAUGCCUGCCUUGAACUUUGCAGUCGAUAUGGGCAGGCCAAUGAUGUGGUGGUGUGGAUGCGGUACAUGCAUAUCUUCCUCGGAACGGAGGUUUUAGGAGAAACAAGUGGACGGGUCUACAGGCUGUUUGGUGACCUUGUAUCCAGUAUCUAUGCAAUGGGGUUGCAUCACAAUGAGGACAAGAACAUCCCCUUCUACCUGUCCGAGACUCGCAGACGCAUACUUGCAGUGACACACAGAACCGACAAAAACAUUGCGACGCUGCUUGGGAGACCCCCUCGUCUUCCCCAUCACUACUGCGCGGUAGAACUGCCACGGGAUCUGGCUGAUGAAACCCUGUUCCUAGAUCACAAAUGUAUCGAGAUGGCGCUUCUUACCUUGGAUAAGGAAGGCUGGAACACAGCUGGACGAUUUUACCCGGCUACCGUAAUUCGCAUGCGCCAGAUCCUGUCGGUUCUGCGCGAGCAAGUACUCGAUCUAUCAUUAGGCUGUAGAGGAGAGACUGGUCGUGGAGAUCGGCUUUUGUAUACUUCACUUUCCCUCUGGCUUCCGAUAUCUGACCUUUACCUCGUUAGGUUCGCCUACCAAAGAUGCCGAGACACCUGGGAAAAGAUACCUGAGCAGUUCCGGUACCGUCCUGAGUGCUGGGAAACAAUGGGUGCUGUUGACUGUUUGGCCCGCGUGAUUGUGCAUUGCGAGUACUUGCUCAGCGUUUUUCAACUCCAUCGGAUCCGCUGCCAGGACAGUAUGAACGGGAUCAAAGAUCUUCUGGACACAUCAACGAAGAUUUUAUCUGUGAUUGUCGACCUUACGAGACGGUGCCAGCGGCAUGAAGUCCGUAAACAGCUCCCCUGGAUAACUAUCGUCAAGUGUCUGAUCUAUGUCAUACCCGCCGCGGGUGUGUUGGUUUCAGAGAUUCACCGUCACACACUCUCGAACCGAGCCCUACCAUCUUCAAUGCCUCGCUCCGAGAUCAUCCGCACGCUGAGUUUUGUAAUUUCGUGGUUUCAGACAUCAGAGCUGCCAUCAACAAGCUCUUCCACAGCAUGUAUGGAGCUUAUCACCCUUAUUAGCCGGCUUCUAGACAAUUCGCUCGACUACCAGCCCGUUUUGGCGCAUUCCAAUGUCUCUGCUCCCGUUAUUGCCGGGAAUGGGGAAGGAAGUGCAGCAACUGGCAAUAUACCCGGGCUGCAGCAAGGGACCAACUUUGAUGGCGUAUCGGACGCGAUGACACUGGAUUCAGGAGCCCGACUGGAUGCGAAUCUGGGGCUCGAACUCGCCAGUGAAGAUUUCUUGAGUUGGUUGGAUGAUUUGGAUCUUGACCUUGUGACUCCGGAUUGGAUUUUCUUUGGAGAGUAG
Aspergillus fischeri NRRL 181 is the source of this 2214-nucleotide messenger RNA. RefSeq names its product Zn(II)2Cys6 transcription factor. Gene Ontology annotation, cellular component: nucleus. Gene Ontology annotation, molecular function: zinc ion binding; DNA-binding transcription factor activity, RNA polymerase II-specific; DNA binding. The record is from RefSeq and is a predicted model, not a curated record. Bases 1 to 2214 code for a protein of 737 amino acids. NCBI's taxonomy places the organism in Eukaryota, Fungi, Ascomycota, Eurotiomycetes, Eurotiales, Aspergillaceae. Gene Ontology annotation, biological process: regulation of DNA-templated transcription; DNA-templated transcription. The transcript is spliced from 4 exons.